Monopterus albus (swamp eel) is the source of this 2728-nucleotide messenger RNA. RefSeq names its product tRNA methyltransferase 9B (gene trmt9b). The transcript is spliced from 4 exons. Gene Ontology annotation, biological process: tRNA wobble uridine modification; tRNA methylation. The record is from RefSeq and is a predicted model, not a curated record. Bases 305 to 1636 code for a protein of 443 amino acids. Gene Ontology annotation, cellular component: nucleus; cytoplasm. NCBI's taxonomy places the organism in Eukaryota, Metazoa, Chordata, Actinopteri, Synbranchiformes, Synbranchidae. Gene Ontology annotation, molecular function: tRNA (5-carboxymethyluridine(34)-5-O)-methyltransferase activity; S-adenosylmethionine-dependent methyltransferase activity; tRNA binding.
GUGAUACCGGAAGUCCUAAACUACACUGACCACCUUGACAGGUGUAAGGCUCUAACAUGCUACGGACCUGAUGCCGCUGCUGACCGUCACACACGGCAGAUACUUUUGUCACGUUUCCAUUCUCACCAUGUUGUUAGUAAUGUCCGUGUCGCCGUGUGGCGCGCGUGCCUUUCAUCCUUAUGGCAGAUCGAUCAUAUAACAUCAGAUCAAUCGCACAUGCAGAGAGGGAAGUUCACCUGAUGCGGAUAGUUGCACGGCGGCUUCCACGUUGUACGGCGUGAUGCUGUGAGGCUGCUGGACAAACAUGAUGGAGAAGGCUGCCAGCCAGCUCGAGAAAGACCAUGUGCACAGUGUCUAUGACAAGAUUGCUCCAUAUUUCAAUGAUAGCCGCUAUAAAGCCUGGCCAAAGGUGCAACAGUUCAUGCUGGACCUGCAGCCUGGGAGCAUUGUCGCUGACAUUGGCUGCGGCAAUGGCAAGUAUCUCCACAUCAACAAAGAGGCGUUUAAGCUGGGCUGCGAUGUGUGUCGCCCCCUGGUGGACUUUGCCUGGAGCCAAGGACACGAGGUCCAGAUGUGUGAUGGGCUGCACUUGCCUUACAGAGACGGCUGCUUUGACGCUGUGCUCUCUAUUGCAGGUAAUGGACACACACACAGACACACAGAUAAAUGGGAAUUCUUCCAUCAUAUGCAUGAAGCUCAACUGAUGCAGCUGCUUCAAAUUAAAUCACCAAGCCGUACCCUGCGCGUGGGUGGAUGCAUCAUGAUCUAUGUGUGGGCCAUGGAGCAGAAACGUCGGAAAUUUGAGAAGCAGGACAUCUUCGUUCCUUGGAACCCCAACCCUUAUUCGUCCUCCAGGUACAGGAGAGAGCAUGCCAAACCCAGGAGGAGGGCCACUGCACAGAGUGUGAGCGAAGCCAUUGACAGCAUUGACAAGCACAGGAAGGUUAGAAGCACAUCCUCCAUGGCAGAUGAAGAAGACCUGACCUGCACCACACCACAGCAGAGGACUCAGAGACUGUGGUUCUUCUCCAGGUCUUUGGAUUCUGUGUUUGACUUUGGAAGUUUAGCCAUUUCCCGCUCGUCCUCUAGAGACCUGUGCACUUUAUCUUCACCCACAGGUGAAGCACAGGGGACCAAGGCAAGCUGGCGUGGGAGAGGCCGAGGCCUCAUCAAACAGGUCUCAAGCUUCUUUUCCCCUCCGUCUGUGAUUGGAUCAGAGGAGGAUGUCUUUAACUCAGUCACAGACCUGACAGCACGACAGAAUAAUCCCGGAGGCAACAACACCACCACCACUAACAACAGCAGCACAGAAGGCAAGAGUGUCUCGGUAUCUUUAGCCCAGGAGUGCGGCUCUGUGGCCCUGCCAGACCUGGUGCCUUUCCAGACGGACCACCUGAAGCAGUGUGGAGAUGAAAGUGGAGGAGGGCCUCAGGGAGAAGAGCUGCAGGAAAGCACACCAGAUCCUCAGGAAACCGAGGUGGAAGGCUCCUGUCUGAGGUACUAUCAUGUGUUCAGGGAGGGAGAACUGGUGGAGCUGAUAGAGGAUCAUGUUGAAGAGCUUCAUGUCAAACACACCUACUUUGAUCAUUCCAACUGGUGUGUGGUAGCAGAGAAGGUUCAGCUAUGGAAAAUAUGAUUUUAGCCUAUUUGAUUUUACUCUGCGUUGCCUCUGCCUCAAGUUUAAGCACUGAACUACACAUUUGAUGAUCAUUACAUUCUUGUAACAGAAAAGUGUGUAAAGGUACAGCUGUAGCCAUUAUUGGAGGUACACGAAACACUAAACCAAAUACUCCACUGCUACAGCUAUUUAUUUAACUGUUUAGUGAACGUAUUUUUUAAUUAUCUUUUUUAAAUUUUAAAUGGUCCUGGAACCAGUUGUGUGACAGACUUAUCUGUAUCUAACGUUAUUUUAGAUGGCAUCACUGGAAUGUUUUUGCUAUGGAUGGCAACAGUGGCUAUUACUGUAUACAGUACCGUUCUUAUUUAUUAUAUUUAUUCUAUUGCAAUACAUGAAAGCAACAAGCAGUAUCCAGAUAUCCUGUGUGUUCUCUUUUUAGUGUAUAGAGUUAGUUUUAUUGUCAAACCGCAGCAAGCUCCGUUGCUGCUACUGAUUUUAACUUUUAAAAGCGUUUCUGUCACAGGCAACGUCCACUCGCUUACACAUUUUGAGGCGUUGAUUUUAGAGGAAAACUUUUGUGUCUGGCUGUCUUAUAACUGCAAGGAGCUGAACUUGCAGGAAGAAUCUGCCCUGCACCUUUUGGUGGGGCUUUCUGUAAACUGCUCAUGUAUAAAAUAUCAUAUACACUAUUAUAAACAGAGCUUCAAGUUGUGCAGAAUAUCUUCCAACACAUUCAUUCCAUUUGCUUGUUUUAUUCUCCAGGUGAAUUAAAGACUGUGUUGUGCACUUGAUGAUGAUAGUAUGUGUAAUAUUUGUGUAUUGUCUUAGAAACAACAAGCUGACUAUACUUCUAGUACUAUUAUGUUUCAGCCAACCAACUGCCUCAAACUGUGAAUAAACAUUGCACUGCAUCACAAAUAUGUCACCACUUGAUGUCAGUAACUGACAUAAAUAUAGGUGAACUUACUACACACUUGUUAUCUAUUGUGCCAAGGAUGGUGUGUAUCCUUAUCAGUACAGUAUGUGUGGAUCUGGUAUUUUAUUGUCUAAUGUGACUUGACGCCAAUGCUUUGAAGAUUUUUUUUUUAAUAAAGAUUUUUUGAGUCAUGA